This is a messenger RNA of Moneuplotes crassus, 916 nucleotides long. NCBI's taxonomy places the organism in Eukaryota, Ciliophora, Spirotrichea, Euplotida, Euplotidae. The record is from the annotation of a GenBank genome assembly.
UCUAAAAAGAUAAUGCAAGUGAAUAUCUUUGAAUUAUGUAAUAUGAUGCAAAGAAAGAUUGAACUACUCAAGGAUAUCGAUAAGGAAACUCAUAUAAAAGCCUAUGAAUUCAUAUUAAAAAUGGUGAGAAUUAGACUUGCAAAAGAUGAAGAAAAUAAAUAUCAUAAUAAUGAAGUGAAACAAAAAGACAUCAAAAAUUUUAUUGAUAUGAAGAAGAUCUUAAAAUGAUUAAAUUUACAAGACAUUGAUAAGGCCAAGCCGAAGUCCCCAAAGAUGAGACUUAGCUCAAAAGAGAGUUCAAGAUCACCACAGAAAACCCAAAGAAGGACUCAAUCAGUCCCUUUCUUCGAGGAAGAACAAGAAGAUGAAUCUAGUUCAGGAUUAUUAGUUGAUAAAUUUGACUCUAUUGAGGAUCUAAAUAAUUAUUAUAUGAAUAUGAAACGUGCCUUAACUGUUAAAGAAUUUAAGCAAUCACUUGAGAAAAUCCAUAAGAUCCAAGAAAAUAUUCCCAAAAAGGAUCCCCUUGAAAACGACAGACUGAUAGUCAUAGAUUCUACUACAAAAUCAAAAUCACAGCAACUCCCAAUGACAAAAAGCCACCCUAAUACCUCAAAAUCCAUAUCUCAACCCCUUCCAAACCCUUCUAAUGCCGAAUCCCCCAGCCCAGUCAAGAAGCAAUACAAGUUAAACCUUGAUAUGCUAUCUAAACGAAGGAGCAUGCCCAGCUGGCAGAUCCAAGAACGAGCACUUUCCAUGAUGUACACUCUCCACAAAGCGGCUUCGAAGGGAAGAGGAGGUGCAUUUCCAAGGUGGAAAUAGAGGAGGUAAGCAAGGAAUAAUGGAAUAUCAAAGACAGAACAUGUAUCAGUUUUUUCUCCUGAUUUGAUAUGUUAUUAAUUCUUUCUUAAUUCCAUAA